AUGGCUUCUUCUCAUCAAAUUUACAAACUAAUCACCAUUUUAGUUCUCUUCCUCUCCUUCACAUUAACCUCUCUCGCUGAAAACGUCCAGCUCGCAAGCGAGACUCAUUGCAAUUCCGGAACGCGGGCAUCGUCAUGCAACAACUACAAAGAAUCUAAGAAACUCAAAAUCAUAGCGUUUUUCUCAAUCUUAGUGGCGAGUAUAAUCGGUGUUUCUCUACCGUUAAUUACCCGUAACAUUCCGGCGUUAGGACCAGACAGAGAUCCUUUCGUGAUCGUUAAGGCAUUGGCCUCCGGGGUGAUCUUAGCGACGGGCUAUAUGCACGUGUUACCUGACUCUUUUGCCAAUCUCACUUCCACUUGCUUGCCAAACAAUCCAUGGAGGAAGUUUCCGUUCACUACGUUUAUCGCGAUGAUCUCGGCUUUGUUCACGUUGAUGGUGGAUUCUUAUGCCAUGGCUUGGCAGAAAAAAAUAUUGUUGAAACCGCAACCAAAUGCCGCCGUCACCGAAACCCUAGAGAAUGGAUCCAGGGAAUUGGAGAAUGAAAAUGGGAACAUAGUCGCCGACGAUGCAAAAUCUCAGCUAAUUAGGUAUCAAGUCAUUGCUCAGGUGUUGGAGCUAGGGAUUGUAGUCCACUCAGUUGUAAUCGGCCUUGCAAUGGGAGCUUCGGAUAACAAAUGCACAAUACGUUCUCUCAUCGCGGCUCUUUGUUUUCAUCAGCUAUUCGAAGGCAUGGGACUUGGCGGUUGCAUUCUUCAGGCGCAAUAUGGAAGCAAAAUGAGAUGGACAAUGGUGUUUUUUUUCUCCGUCACGACACCAUUUGGGAUCGUUCUAGGAAUGUUGUUAGAAACGGUAUAUAGUCCGUCGAGUCCUACGGCAUUGAUCGUGGUCGGGGUCUUAAACGCGUGUUCUGCCGGUUUAUUGAACUACAUGGCACUUGUUGAUCUAUUGGGUGCAGAUUUUUUGGGACCAAAGUUGCAAGGGAACAUGAAGCUUCAAACGGUGGCUUAUGUUGCUGUUUUUCUAGGUGCUGGAGGAAUGUCUGUGAUGGCCAAAUGGGCUUAA
Messenger RNA from Microthlaspi erraticum, 1065 nucleotides. The record is from the annotation of a GenBank genome assembly. NCBI's taxonomy places the organism in Eukaryota, Viridiplantae, Streptophyta, Magnoliopsida, Brassicales, Brassicaceae.